AUGGGUUACGAAGACUCCGUUUAUCUCGCCAAGCUCGCGGAGCAGGCUGAGCGUUAUGAAGAAAUGGUGGAGAACAUGAAGCAGGUUGCCUCCGAGGACCAAGAAUUGUCCGUCGAAGAACGAAAUCUCCUCUCUGUUGCCUACAAGAACGUCAUUGGCGCCCGCCGUGCUUCCUGGAGAAUCGUUACCUCAAUCGAGCAGAAGGAGGAGUCGAAAGGAAACUCAUCUCAAGUUACCCUUAUCAAGGAGUACCGUCAAAAGAUCGAGGCCGAGCUCGCCAAGAUCUGCGAAGAUAUCCUUGAGGUUCUCGACAAGCACCUGAUUCCUUCAGCCAAGAGCGGAGAGUCUAAGGUCUUCUACCACAAGAUGAAGGGUGAUUACCACCGUUACCUUGCUGAGUUCGCUAUUGGCGACAAGCGAAAGGAGUCGGCCGAUAAGUCCCUCGAGGCUUACAAGAAUGCCACCGAAGUUGCCCAGACCGACCUUGCACCCACACACCCAAUCCGCCUUGGUCUUGCCCUCAACUUCUCCGUCUUCUACUAUGAGAUCUUGAACUCCCCUGAUCAGGCAUGCCACCUUGCCAAGCAGGCGUUCGAUGAUGCUAUUGCUGAACUUGAUACCCUCAGCGAGGAAAGCUACAAGGACUCCACGCUGAUCAUGCAACUCUUGAGAGACAACUUGACCCUCUGGACUUCCUCCGAGGCCGAGCCGGCCGCUGAGACGAAUGCCGCCCCAGCUGCCGAGACAAAGGAGGCACAGCCCGAGGCUGCUGCCGCUGCACCAGCAGAGACCAAGGCUGAAGAAUAG
Venustampulla echinocandica is the source of this 807-nucleotide messenger RNA. RefSeq lists its product as uncharacterized. The transcript has 5 exons. Gene Ontology annotation, biological process: signal transduction. Gene Ontology annotation, cellular component: cytoplasm. The record is from RefSeq and is a predicted model, not a curated record. Lineage: Eukaryota; Fungi; Ascomycota; Leotiomycetes; Helotiales; Pleuroascaceae. Bases 1 to 807 code for a protein of 268 amino acids.